This is a messenger RNA of Tarenaya hassleriana, 871 nucleotides long. RefSeq names its product accelerated cell death 11. Gene Ontology annotation, cellular component: cytoplasm; cytosol; membrane. Gene Ontology annotation, biological process: ceramide transport; intermembrane lipid transfer. The transcript has 4 exons. Gene Ontology annotation, molecular function: ceramide 1-phosphate transfer activity; ceramide 1-phosphate binding. The record is from RefSeq and is a predicted model, not a curated record. Bases 91 to 708 code for a protein of 205 amino acids. NCBI's taxonomy places the organism in Eukaryota, Viridiplantae, Streptophyta, Magnoliopsida, Brassicales, Cleomaceae.
AGAUUCCGCGGCAAUCAACAGUCGCAACGAUUGUAGAAUAAAUCGACUUGGAGAGAGAGGGGGGAGGGAGAGAGAAGAGAGAGACCGGCGAUGGCGGGUUCGGAGACGGAGAAGCCGCUGAGGAAGAUCGCCGAUGCGUUCAAGGAACUUGCCUCCGCCGUGAAUUCGCCGAGACCUGAAGUACAAGUGGCGCAGUUCUCGCACGCUUGCUCUCUUGUCUCGCCUCUCUUCGGUUGCCUUGGUAUCGCCUUCAAGUUCGCCGAGAUGGAGUACGUUGCGAAGGUUGAUGAUCUUGUCGAGGCAUCAAAGUCAAUAUCAACAUUGCAAGUAAUGCUUGACAAGGACAUUGAGACAAACACUGUCAAGAAAGCGGGUGGUCACACGAGAAACCUCUUGAGGGUAAAGCGUGGGAUCGACAUGGUCAAGGUUCUCUUUGAGCAGAUUAUUGCUACCGAAGGUAACUCUUUAAAGGAUGCUGCUUCCAAGGCUUAUGCGCAAGUGUUUGCGCCCCACCACGGGUGGGUUAUACGGAAAGCCGUUGCUGCAGGGAUGUAUGCUCUUCCCACGAGAGCUCAGCUUCUGAAGAAGCUCAACGAGGAUGAGACAUCAGCUAAGAUACAGAUGCAAAGCUAUGUGACGGCAUCGGCACCAGUAAUCACAUACAUUGAUAAACUGUUCGUCUCCAACAAAUUGGGUAUAGAUUGGUGAAGAACCUCCCGACUCAGCCGCAGAACCGAUUAUUAUUCAUCAUAUCAUUAUUGUACUUAUUCUGAACGGUCUUUUACAAAGAUGUCCUGUCCUUGAAUCCAUGUGCUAUUUCCUGAUGUUUCAGAGACCAAAAUAAAAGCCCUUCGUUAUAUUUCGAGCCACA